Molecule: messenger RNA, 2592 nt
Organism: Aspergillus viridinutans
Lineage: Eukaryota; Fungi; Ascomycota; Eurotiomycetes; Eurotiales; Aspergillaceae
Exons: 2
Coding region: 1-2592 (863 amino acids)
Source: RefSeq, a predicted model, not a curated record
AUGGCGUCCGAAUCGCAGCAGUCGAAGCAAUAUCUUCUGCCUCCCUUGUCCGAGUUGCUUCGUCGAGACGAGACCACUAACAAUAAUAAUCAUAAUGAUGAUGAAGACGACUCAUUCCCACACAGAUCAUGGAAUCCCUUUGACCGCAGUCUUUCACCCGACCGCGACUAUAUCCGCUAUCAGCCCGCCUCUUCUACAAACGACGACCCCGCUUCACCACCGGCACAACGUGAGACCACGUUUGGCUUAGGAAUCACCAAUACCUUCCCUCAAUCCCCGUAUAAGUCUCCUGAUGAUGCUGAUGACGGCGACCUCGCGACCAAAUCCCCGUAUCCAGAACCCCCGGAGCCCUCGCCAUUACAGUACCAGACGUCGCGGACUACCCUAUUGCCGCAUUCGCCCGAAUACAUAAAAUGUCCAACACACCAGGGAGUUGUCCAGAAGCGAUUGUCAUGGGUUCCCAUCACAAUCCUGGUCCUGGCAAUAUACUCCACCAUCUUCUCCGGCAUCUACCUGGUGCUCGCACUGGCCAAACCGCGCUAUGGCAAAAAGAUCGGUGAAGACGGUGGCCUGGCGCCGUCCACAGCCAGUCUACUUAGUGCGUUAUUCGCUAAAACAAUCGAACUCUCGUACGUGACUGUCUGCGUCGCGUUCCUGGGGCAAGUCUUGAGUCGUCGAGCGAUUACCAAAGGGUCGCGGGGGAUUACUAUCUCCGACAUGAGCAUGCGCACCUGGAUCAUGCAGCCAGGCUCUCUGAUUGUGCAUUGGGAGACUGUGCGGUACUCAGCGCUGACAGUGUUGGGUCUGAUCACGUUGACCGCAACGUUGGUCGCAAUGCUUUAUACCACGGCAGCAGAGGCGCUAGUUGCGCCCAAACUGCGGAUGGGUCCCGUCGAACCUCGGGUCUUGGUCGGCAACGUAUCCACUGAAUUCGCCAAUCCGUAUUACCUCAAAACCCAUUGCUCGACCCCCGUCACUGUGGCCAUGGACCCUGAAGCGGCCGGAAGUACCUGUUUGGAUCUGGAACUGGUCGGACAAGCGUACCACAACUACCAGGCCUAUAUCUCUGCAUGGAGCGAUCUGGUUAAGAGCAAGAACUUGACGUCGUCAAACCUAGCAUCGCGGCUGCCCCCGACCGGCUCGCUGUACGAUAACACCACCGUGACAGGAAGCUGGAUCGACAUUGGCAACAUGACCGGAUUGUCGCUGAAGCACGGCCGAAUGGUCAACAACAUCACUGCUGCGAUGCCCCAUGGAGGAAUCAUCGCCGCCGCGACGGACCCGCGGAAUGGCAUUCGCCAGCCGGUCGAUGUGACCGGCGAAGGAAACUUCGAGAUUGAGGCCUCCGUGCCCUCUCCGGCCAUCAAUGUGCUCUGUGUCGGGAUGACGGAAGAGGAGCUCACCCCCUUGGUAUACGAGAAAUGGCCUCAUGUGCACAACUUUAACCCACUGACCUGGGACUUCGAGGGAUACACAAACGUCUCGAGCGACUGGUUUAAUCGAACGGCCGUCGAUGGCCUCUUCGGGUGGGACCCCGACGCCACGGUAAAGCAGACGCCUCCUGUGUUUGGCAAGUUGCCCAAAGCCAACAAUACCAUCACCAAUACCACGGGCACCUGGCCCACAAACGCCAUCUAUAUGUUAGGAGCUGCACAAAAUAAAACCAUGACCCCCCCUUAUGUGCUGUGCGCACUCAAGGCGAAAUUGUCCCCCGUGUGUUCGACCAAGUAUUCGGCUGCCGCCAGUGGAGCGUCCUUUUCAACCAACUGCGAGAAUCCUGUGAAUCCGUUGCAGUAUAAUCAUCGAAAUCAGAGCGCCCUUGAUGGAGUUUGGGAACCCAACUGGAAGAACGUGGCUGCCGAGUGGUCCAAUUCUUUGAGUUUGAAUUCGGGUAUUACCGACGGCCGUGCCAGCAACGCUCGCCUCCUGAUGCAGUUCAUUCCGGCCCUCGAUAAUCGAACAAAGACCUAUUCGCUUGACCCCAAGCUACCAUCGGUUGGAGAGGCGCUUGCGGUUCUGGCAGGCAGUACCCUGAUCCUUGGGUCGAGGAAUGCCCCUUUUGUGCAAUUCUUCAACUACACCAAGACCGACAACGUAUCUUCUGCACUUGCCGAGCCCGUUCCGCAAUACUUCGAGGCCACAGUUCGCGGCGUGGGAUAUGCCUCCGGGGGCACGGAGCAAUGGCAGAACGUGUUCUAUCUGAUCCUGGUGUUUGCCUUCUUGACAAGCGCCAUCAUUCUCGCAUUCAUCUUGUUCGAGGUGCGUGGACGCCAAAUCACCGACUUCACGGAGCCUCAAAAUCUGUUCGCGCUGGCGAUGAACAGCCCGGCCACCGCGCAGCUGCAAGGGGCAUGCGGGGCCGGACCGCAAGGUCGUCAGCUGAACGAGCGGUUCUAUGUGGCUAUGGAGGAGGAGGAUGAGCAUUAUUACAUUCGGACCAAGGCCGAACAGCAUGUGCGCGCGGCGUCGAUGGGACCCAGUCGCUCCAUGGCCUCGAUGGAUGUCGAUGAUAUGCCGAAGACUGUCAGUCCAGCCAUGGAUGAGUACCGGCGCCUUUCCAGUAGAAGCAGUCUUUUGUCGAGGUUUUAUUAG